AUGAACGAUGCGAUCCGCCCCGAUGCGCAGGCCGCACGGGCCAUGUAUGAACGAGGAUACCGGACGUGGUUCAGUCUUUUGGAGCACGCGUCUGGCGACAAUCAGCUCUUCGGGGAAUGCUUAUCUCAUCUUCAAGCCGGGUUUUCCAACCAUCCUCACUUCCCGAGGAAUCUCAAGAUCGACAAUUCUUCAAGAAACGCCGUCUCAGUUAAGGGGAACUCAGCAUGGGCUGCCACGAAGGACUUGGUUCAUUUGCCGCCUUUUCAGCAUGAGGCUAUAUUUCGGGUCGCUUGGGAUAAGCCCACGCUGGCAUAUAUUCUUGCGGCACGGUGGGCAGAGCUCAUUCCGACGGCACACCUCUCUCAACCUCCAAGUCAACCAACCCACCAGCCCAACGGAAACGGGCAAAGCAUACCUCCGGAGAGCAGAAACCCCAUCACAGUUCAUAUUGGAGAGGGUGGCUGGGAGGCCACGAUGUGCAAUUCCAGAGGCGAUAUUCUUUAUUCUCCAUGGUCCACCAGACUCAUCUCGGAGCAGUCCUUCGUCAUCUCGGCAAAGAUCAAAACGACAAGUUCGGCGUCAAGUCAUUCUCUGGCUACUUCAACCACUGCCCACCGGUAUUUAUCAGAAUAUUGCCGCCUUCAUGGCAUUGAUGACCAGAAGCAGGCAGCCCUCGCUGCCGCCCUACUGAUUCCAGUCGCCAAGUUCGACAAUAGACCAAUUGAGCUGGCGAUGCCAAAGUUGUCUCUGGGUGUGGAUCAUGGAGAGAAAGCUUGCAAAGACCCCCCAGUUAUGAUGGAGAAUAAUCUCCAGCUUGAUAGACUCCUAACGCUGAGUUGCAACCCAAGGGGCUUUAAGGCGCUCCUCACCAGCAUCUUCUUCGAGCCCGAUGUUACGAGCAACAUCUGCGGUAUGUGGCUGCGAGGCUCAUUCGCAUUUUUGAACUCGGUCAAGGAUCCGCAUGUCCUCCUAAAAACUCUGAUGAAGCGCGACCCGGGACUUGGGGGUUUGUGGGUUGGGGCGUUCAUCACUGGCGCCUACAACCAGUGCCUGCGGGAUGCCCGAGCAGCUUGGUGGAAGAUUGAUCUUAACGCAGCGGCUUGGACUGAGACGUUUGUGUCCUUCAUCCAGGCGCCAGUUCCUGCUGCGCCCGGGGCACGCGAAAUAUCACGUGCUGACGAAUGCCGACUAUUGUACCUCUGUCGCGAUCUGGACUACUACUCGAUACCGCCUCUCUUCCCAUUCGCACCGUUCGGCUCUACUGCACUGGUCGAUACUAAUCUGGACGUCCACGAGCACGCACUAUGUGGGAGGAGCCAUUCCCUUGGAUAUACGGGGUUCACGUGGCUUUGUCAGGGCGGAGAGAUGGUAGAGCAAGGCAAGCGUGAUGUACCGUUGACGACAUUGCGCCCGAAGUGCGGUGAAGUGAUAGACCAUGGCGAUGUUGUUUAUGAUGAUCUCGACUCAGAAGACGAGAAUUCGGAAAUGGUGACUCGGAAUAUCUUCACCUGGCUACGUGAACAAGAUGGGUUUCCCGUUGCAGAGCGGGCGAUCCGCGAGCACGAGUGGAUCGAGAACCUGGAGGAUGAUGACGAUUCUCCGAUUGAAGGGGAUGUUCGCUCUACUGCUGGAGAAGGACUUGGUGGAUGGCUUUUGAAAACGUCGACUCAAAGAUCGUACUCGUUAUAG
Messenger RNA from Ilyonectria robusta, 1689 nucleotides. RefSeq lists its product as uncharacterized. The record is from RefSeq and is a predicted model, not a curated record. Bases 1 to 1689 code for a protein of 562 amino acids. Lineage: Eukaryota; Fungi; Ascomycota; Sordariomycetes; Hypocreales; Nectriaceae. The transcript is spliced from 3 exons.